This is a messenger RNA of Carya illinoinensis, 1275 nucleotides long. Its product is annotated as secretory carrier-associated membrane protein 4-like. The record is from RefSeq and is a predicted model, not a curated record. Gene Ontology annotation, biological process: protein transport. The coding region runs from base 210 to 1022 and encodes 270 amino acids. Gene Ontology annotation, cellular component: trans-Golgi network membrane; recycling endosome membrane. NCBI's taxonomy places the organism in Eukaryota, Viridiplantae, Streptophyta, Magnoliopsida, Fagales, Juglandaceae. The transcript is spliced from 12 exons.
UUACAAGAAAAUUUUCUAAAACUAAUCCCGCUUGAUAAACAAGCCGAAUUAAAAGUGACCAGCACUCGCACGCUCUUCGAUUGAUUCUUUGUCUCCUCCUCAGAAGCGAGAAUUUGGCAAUCUAUUCGGAGCUUUUCUCUGCAAAAUUUUAGUGAUCUGAAAAGUGGGAGUGAGUGAGAGAGAGAGAGAGAGAGGGGGAGAGUGACACAAUGACUCGGUACCACCACGACCCCAAUCCAUUUGACGAGGAGGAGGUCAAUCCCUUCUCGAAAGGAGCUGCCGCUCCUGGAUCAAAGCAAAGCAUUCCAUCAUUGGGACCUGAAACCCUGGGCUUUGGUCAGAAGCAUGAUGCGACGGUGGACAUACCGUUGGAUACAAUGAACGACUCUAAAAACAAAGAGAAAGAACUUGCAGCUUGGGAAUCAGAUCUCAAAAGGCGGGAAAAGGAAAUAAGACGGAGAGAAGAUGCUGUUGCUAAAGCUGGUGUCCCUAAUGAUGAUAAAAACUGGCCUCCAUUUUUUCCAAUUAUUCAUCAUGAUAUAACCAAUGAAAUACCGGUCCAUGCUCAAAGCUUGCAGUAUCUGGCUUUUGCAAGUUGGCUAGGCAUAGUUCUUUGUCUGGUUUUUAACAUGAUCGCUGUGAUGGUGUGCUGGAUCAGAGGCGGGGGUGUCAAAAUUUUUUUCCUUUCCACAAUCUAUGCUCUACUUGGAUGCCCAAUGUCAUAUGUGCUAUGGUACAGGCCUCUGUAUCGUGCUAUGAGGACGGAUAGUGCUCUGAAAUUUGGUUGGUUUUUCCUAUUCUACUUGAUUCACAUUGGGUUUUGUAUAUUCGCUGCCAUUGCACCUCCAGUUGUCUUUCAUGGGAAGUCGUUGACGGGAAUUCUAGCUGCAAUUGAUCUCUUCAAUGGUCAUGUAAUGGUUGGGAUAUUUUACUUAGUUGGCUUUGGCUUAUUUUGCUUGGAAUCUCUUCAAAGCUUAUGGGUACUUCAGAAAAUUUACAUGUAUUUCAGGGGGAGUAAAUGAUGGGAUUCUGGGUUUUUGUGAUCCAUCUUGAAUCAUACAAUACCGUUGCUUCUCAGGGGUGGCUCAGUAUAUUCUUCAAUCUACUAUUUACAUUGGUUUCUUUGUGAGUUGAUUCAAAGAUUUGCAUGUUCUAAUGAUCCCAACUACCCAUAUAUAUGUAUAUAUAUUGAUUCAUUCUAGGACUGCCACCACCGGAUUGGAAUGCCACUUUGGGGAUCUUCUUGAAAUCAAACUAGAUAACAUUGAUCCGACA